This is a messenger RNA of Rotaria sp. Silwood2, 289 nucleotides long. The record is from the annotation of a GenBank genome assembly. Lineage: Eukaryota; Metazoa; Rotifera; Eurotatoria; Philodinida; Philodinidae.
AUGGAUACAGAAGAUAGCCCUAGCUCACUCGAUGAAAUGAGUUCUCUGGAUGACGAUUUUUAUGCAAUGUAUCUUGAAUCUGACGAUUCUAAUGAAGAAGGUACUGAUGAUGACAUGGAUUCACAUACUUGGAAUGAAAUAGAACCAGAAUCCGACGCAGAAUUCCUCGAGGAUCAUGGACUCAUCGAAGAAGUAACUUCUAUUUCAGGCGAUAAUACAAUCAAUCCUAUCGAUUGCUAUCGGCAUUUCAUAACGGACGAAAUUAUUGACCUCAUAGUUCGUGAAACUA